AAUACCCAGAAGAGGAGCCCGCAGGCAUGUCCUCCACUGAGGGGGCACAGGCCCCGGGCCCGGGGGGCUCCCCGGGCUCUCUGCGGCUGUUCCAGGACCCGCUCAGCUGCGCGCUGCUGCUGCCGUUGCUGCUGCUGCCGCUGCUGCUGCUGGCCUGGGGGAUCCUGCUCGGCCGCCAGCGCGGGGUGCCCCCGGGUCCCCGACCCUGGCCGCUGGUGGGGAACCUGGGCUUCGUGCUGCUGCCCGCGGCACUCAAGAGGUGGAGCUCAUCGCUGCCAUCGCCUCUGCGCUGCCCCCCCAGGCCCCGGGAGCCCCGUCUCUCCAGCCCCCAGGUGAUCCUGGCUCACAUGGCCCGGCUCUACGGCCCCAUCUUCAGCUUCUACCUGGGGCCGUACCUGGUGGUGGUCCUCUGUGACUUCCACAGCGUGCGCGAGGCUCUGGUGCAGCAAGCCGAGGUCUUCAGCGACCGGCCACGGGUGCCGCUCAUCUCCAUCUUCACCAAGGAGAAGGGCAUUGUGUUUGCACAUUAUGGUCCAAUCUGGAGACAACAAAGAAAGUUCUCCCACUCAACCCUUCGCCAUUUCGGUCUGGGGAAGCUCAGCCUAGAACCCAAGAUCAUCGAGGAGUUUAAGUAUGUGAAGGAGGAAAUGCAGAAACAUGGAGGAAACCCCUUCAGUCCUUUCCCCGUUAUUAGCAACGCCAUCUCCAACAUCAUCUGUUCCAUGUGCUUUGGCCAGCGCUUUGAAUAUAACAACAGUGACUUUAAGAAGAUGCUUAACCUCAUGUCGAGAGGGCUCGAGAUCAGCAUCAACAACCAGAUUCUUUUAAUUAACAUAUGCUCUUGGCUGUAUUACCUCCCCUUUGGGCUCUUCAAGGAAUUAAGACAGAUUGAAAAAGAUUUAACUGUUUUCCUAAAAGGAAUCAUCAGAGAACAUCGGGAGACCUUGGAUAUGGAAAAUCCCCAGGACUUCAUAGAUAUGUACCUUCUCCAUAUGGAAGAGGAGAUGAAGAAUGAUAGCAACAGUAGCUUCAAUGAGGACUACUUAUUUUAUAUCAUUGGAGAUCUCUUCAUUGCGGGCACUGAUACUACAACCAACUCUUUACUAUGGUGCCUUCUGUACAUGUCAUUGAACCCUGAGGUACAAGAAAAAGUCCACAAAGAAAUUGAAAAGGUCAUUGGUCCUGACAGAGCUCCAUCCCUCACUGACAAGGUCCACAUGCCCUACACAGAAGCCACCAUCAUGGAGGUGCAAAGGAUGUCUGUGGUAGUUCCUUUUGGCAUUCCUCACAUGACUUCAGAAAAAACCAUUCUCCAAGGGUACAUCAUCCCUAAGGGCACUCUGAUUGUAGCCAACCUGUGGUCAGUACACAGAGAUCCUUCCAUAUGGGAGCAACCCGACAACUUCUGUCCUGAGCGAUUUCUGGAUAAAGAAGGAAAACUUAUCAAAAAGGAAUACUUUAUUCCUUUUGGGAUUGGAAAGCGUGUAUGUAUGGGAGAGCAAUUGGCAAAAAUGGAAUUAUUCCUGAUGUUUGUAAGCCUUAUGCAGACCUUCACCUUUACUUUACCUAAGGACUCCAAGAAGCCUAUCAUGACCGGAAGAUUUGGCUUGACUUUAUCACCACAUCCAUUUAAUGUGAUUGUUUCUAAAAGAUGAAGAAAAAACCCAAGAAGAGGUGGUGGAACAGAAAGUCAAUUGAAAAAUGACCUUCUUCUGAAAUACUGGUUUUUCCUUCUACAGUUACAAGCAACCAUUCUGAGACUUAAAAAUUUCUGGUUCCAGGUCCAGGUUAGGUGAAAAUGGAAAAGGGAAAAGGCAAGAGUGGAAACUCGCCUCUCACAGAAAACACCUGAAUCCUAACAGAAAUACCCCAAGCAUUCUGUGACCUCAUCAUCAGUUCAGGCACUUGUAUUUGUAAAUUUACUUAAGUAAAUAAUGGCCAAGGUUCUGAACUGGGAAACAGAAAACAUAGAUUUUAAUCCUGUUCAAGACUAAUAAGUCAAUUCUUUCACCUCCUUGUGCCUCAGUUUCCCCAUAUGUAAAAUGGGAAUAACAAUUUCUAAGGUAUGAAGAUUAAGAAUUUGUUGUCCUUGUUGAAAUGAACUUUUAGGAAAGCACAGUGAGCUUUCUGAGAGUGAGAGUCGAAGAUGGACUGAUUUGACUAUUGGUUGGUUAUGACAGGUGACAAAAUAUGGAAGCUUUAUCCAAAUCUGAAUAGUUUAAAACAGCAGUUCUCAAACUUUUUGGUCUUAGGACCCCUUUUACACUCUUAAAAAUGAUUGAGGAUUCAAAGAGCUUUU
Molecule: messenger RNA, 2299 nt
Organism: Vombatus ursinus (common wombat)
Lineage: Eukaryota; Metazoa; Chordata; Mammalia; Diprotodontia; Vombatidae
Product: cytochrome P450 2U1
Exons: 5
Coding region: 27-1655 (542 amino acids)
Biological process (GO): xenobiotic metabolic process
Cellular component (GO): intracellular membrane-bounded organelle; cytoplasm
Molecular function (GO): oxidoreductase activity, acting on paired donors, with incorporation or reduction of molecular oxygen, reduced flavin or flavoprotein as one donor, and incorporation of one atom of oxygen; heme binding; iron ion binding
Source: RefSeq, a predicted model, not a curated record